Cylindrotheca closterium is the source of this 438-nucleotide messenger RNA. The record is from the annotation of a GenBank genome assembly. NCBI's taxonomy places the organism in Eukaryota, Bacillariophyta, Bacillariophyceae, Bacillariales, Bacillariaceae.
AUGUAUGAGCUUGGGAUAUGCCUGAGCACAGGUCGUUUGUUGUGGAUGCGAGGACCCUACCCUGCAGGGACGUCUGACAUUACGGUAGCCCGAACAGGAGGACUUGUCGAGGAACUCCGUCGUCGUGGACAAAAAGCAAUUGGAGAUCGAGGUUACAAUGGGGAACAAAAACAAAUUAGCACACCGAAUGCUCAUGACAACAAGGGGGUGUCGCUAUUCAAAAGACGAGCUCUCAUGCGUCAAGAGAAUUUCAAUGGAAUGAUCAAGCGAUUCAAUGUGACGAGUCAUUGCUUUCGUCACAGUGAAGAACGCUUUGAGCUUGCGUUUGAAGCUGUUUGCGUUAUUUGUCAAUACAAAGUGGAGAACGAAACCCCACUCUACGACGUCUUGAUUCAACAAGUGAAAGACCAAUUUGAAACGAAUUCUGUCACUAGCUAA